AUGACAAAUUCUAAUUGUAAAUCUAUAGAUGCUUACAAAUCUGAUGAGAAAGAAAGCUCAAGCUCGGACGAUUCAUCAUUUAGUUUACAUGACACAUCAUUUGGCGAUUACAAUGUUAAUGUGCUACCAUAUAAAACCCUUAAUACUUGCAAAGGAGUGAUCUACUGUCCAGACCUUCUUAAUUGUUCUGUGGAGGAAAUAAGCAAUUGUUUGGAAGAUCAGGGAGUAGUUGAAGUUAAGAGGGUAAGCAGAAAGAAAGAUGGCAAAACCGUCGAAACUGCCAGUCAUAUCUUGACUUUCGAAAAAUCUUAUCUUCCAAAGUAUGUUACAGCUGCCUUUUAUCGUUCAGAAGUUAGACCUUAUAUGCCCAAUCCUCUGCGGUGUUUCAAAUGCCAAAAGUUUGGGCAUGUUAGCGACAAAUGCGAAAACGAAAGUAUAUGUGCAUGUGGAAAACAGACCCAUGAGGAAACUCUCAUUACAAAGAACGAUGAGAUUAUGAAACAAAACGACAUAUUAAAGGAAGAACUUAAAACAGAAAUUAACUCACUAAAAACAGAUCUUUCAACUGAAGUCAACUUACGAAAGGAAGAAAAUAUCGAACUAAAAAAGGAAAACACGAUUUUAAAACAAAAAAUUAAAAAAAUUGAACAAAUAGAAAAAAAAUACAAAUUAGUGGUAUAUGAAUUAAAGGAACCAAAAGAGAAAAGAGAAGAUAUAAACAAUUUUUUGGAGCUCAUCAAUCAAAAACUGGAACUUACCUGUACUUUCCAAGAACUAAGAGAUUUUUAUAGAAUUGGAAAAAUAAUACCAGAAACAUCGUCCAAUCAUAUUAGAAAGGACUAUAACAACCAAAAACUACUACAUAAAUAUCUAAAAAAGGCAAGAGAAAACAAAAAAGAGGCCAAAAUAAAAAAUAACAUUUUAUACGUAAAUGGUGAAACAUAUACAUUGGACGACCUACUUAAAGAAGACAACGAAAUAUACAUUACAUCCGCAAACCCCGAAGAAAAUUCCAAUAAGGUUCAACACCCACACACGUUGAAAAAACAGCAACUCAAAAAAAAGAAUAUAUAUUGA
Molecule: messenger RNA, 1077 nt
Organism: Brassicogethes aeneus
Lineage: Eukaryota; Metazoa; Arthropoda; Insecta; Coleoptera; Nitidulidae
Source: the annotation of a GenBank genome assembly